This is a messenger RNA of Olea europaea var. sylvestris, 1211 nucleotides long. Its product is annotated as probable WRKY transcription factor 70. The transcript is spliced from 3 exons. Gene Ontology annotation, molecular function: DNA-binding transcription factor activity; sequence-specific DNA binding. Lineage: Eukaryota; Viridiplantae; Streptophyta; Magnoliopsida; Lamiales; Oleaceae. The record is from RefSeq and is a predicted model, not a curated record. Gene Ontology annotation, biological process: regulation of DNA-templated transcription. The coding region runs from base 54 to 983 and encodes 309 amino acids.
AAAAGGGCCAUGUAUCCCUUGGGCCGGAAGAGACAACACGGUAUACUAUAAACAUGGAGUCUUCUUUACUUGCAAGUACAGUCACUGGCCGGAAAGGGGUGAUCAGAGAGUUGGUUCGUGGCCGGAAAUUUGCGCAGCAGCUUAAAGUUGUGUUGCGCGAAUCCCCUGAAGCUGAUGAUAUUGACGGCAGUGGAAUGACGUCUGCUCAGAUUCUUCUGAACAAAAUCUUGGAUUCUUAUAAUCGAAGUCUUUCAAACAUCAGCUCCGGGGAGUCUGAUGAGGUUUCUGAAAUUCAGACGAUGGAUUCUCUUUGUUCGGAUGGCUACCGGAAGUCUGAAGAUUCCGGCGAGAGUUUCAAGACGUCUGUACGGAAGGAUCGGAGAGGAUGCUACAAAAGAAGGAGAACUUCUGAGACACGCAUUAAAGAGACAUCUAGUUGGAUUGAUGAUGGCCAUGCAUGGAGGAAGUAUGGACAAAAACCCAUACUGAAUUCCCCACAUCCGAGAAGCUACUUCAGGUGCACGCACAAGUUUGAGCAGGGAUGCCCAGCAACCAAACAUGUCCAAAAGAUUCGAGAAGACCCACCAAAGUAUAGGACAACAUACUUUGACCAUCACACUUGCAGAAAUUUAUACAAAUCAUCUGAAGUUAUUAUCAUGGAUCACACCGCAGGGAAUAAUUCUUCCAAUACCAUCUGGAAUUUUCAGUCACAGAUUGAACCAGAUAAUUACGAGCCAAAGGACCAAGUGAAAGAGGAGAACAAGGAACGGGUUCAAGAUUUGCCCAACAACAAAUCUGGAUCGUUCAUCCCACCUGAUCAUUUCACCACAUUUGGUCAAACCUCUGGGCCCUUGACUGCAUUCUCAUCAGGGUCGGAUGUGAUUUCUUCUGAUGUGUAUUCCUGUACGGCUAGCACUCACAGUAUGGAUAUGGAUAAUAUGAUUGUAGGAACUGUAUUCGAUGAUGACUUUCUGGAAUAUUGAAGGACGGUAUAGUUUUAAUCACGACCUCACUUUAUGUAAAGUUAUAUGCCUUGUUAAGUAGUAGCAUGUACCUGAUCAUGCUGUAGUGUGGAAAUUAAUGUAUUAGAUAAGAUUAAGGUUUCUUCGAUAAGUUCGUGCUCUAAAUUCCUUGUAGAAUUUCGUCAGAUCUGGCAAUCUAUGUAUGAUGUAACUUUUUCACAAGUUAUAUAUUUCAAAUUUUGUAUAGCA